This is a messenger RNA of Trichobilharzia regenti, 910 nucleotides long. NCBI's taxonomy places the organism in Eukaryota, Metazoa, Platyhelminthes, Trematoda, Strigeidida, Schistosomatidae. The record is from the annotation of a GenBank genome assembly.
UAAAAACGAUAUUGGAUAUUGGAUAUUGGAAGGUUUUUGGCGCAUUGGUUCGCUUCGGUGGCUACCUUUCUAGGGGCGCGAGGUUGCCUGGAAUAAUCUCGUUGAGUUGUGUUUCACAAUAACUUAUACUCACUCACGAAAUGUUGGAUUGUGUGAAGCGCUUUUCAGUCAGUUCUACACUUAAUAACAAUUAUAAGGACUUUGGGAAGGGUCAUUUAUUUGACAAAAAUCCUGAAACUUGUUGGAAUUCUGAUCAUGGUAGCCCCCAGUGGAUCCACCUUGAACUGCAUGAAGUACAUCGCCUUACCACAUUCAGAAUACAAUUCCAAGGAGGAUUUUCAAGUACAGAGGUUAUAAUUGAAGGUUGGGACGGUGAUGAGAAAGACAAAUAUACAUUUCUAGUUUACCCUGAAGACAACAGUUCACUUCAGUCAUUUAAUGUUCAGUUACCCAGAAAAUGUUGCAAUUAUCGCUUUGUCUUCAACAAAUCUUCAGAUUUAUAUGGUCGUAUAAUAAUAUAUCACCUAGAACCUGCAUUUGAGUAACUGCUAAUUUGUAUUUUUAAACAUCUCGCACGUGAAUGCGAAUUUUUUAAUGGCUGAAACCUCCAUUGUUCCUAUCAGAAUUCUCCUAGCAGUAUUUCGUAAAUAUUGCCUCCUGACUACACUCUUUAGGUAACAAAGUCUAAAUAUGCUUCCCCUGUAUUAAAACUACACAAAAUAUGCGAAUAACGUGAAAACUCCGUAAAUAACUGAACUAUUAGUUAACUAAAACCGAACUAGUAACCGAAACAUUUUUCCCGCUUGACUAGCAAUUCAUAAGGGAUCACUGAAUCAUGAAUAGCAAAAUAAUGCUGUGUAGAUAUCUCAAAAGUAAACAAGUUCUGCCGAAUGGGGAAGAUAUGUCCAAC